Nymphaea colorata (pocket water lily) is the source of this 1832-nucleotide messenger RNA. RefSeq lists its product as uncharacterized. The coding region runs from base 326 to 1411 and encodes 361 amino acids. The transcript has 9 exons. The record is from RefSeq and is a predicted model, not a curated record. Gene Ontology annotation, biological process: mRNA splicing, via spliceosome. NCBI's taxonomy places the organism in Eukaryota, Viridiplantae, Streptophyta, Magnoliopsida, Nymphaeales, Nymphaeaceae. Gene Ontology annotation, cellular component: U2-type catalytic step 1 spliceosome.
CUUUUUUUCUUUCACACAGAGAACGAGUAAAUUUUACCGGGCCUCUUACAUAUCUCAAAAUUUCUGGAGGGGCUAAAUUAGAAUUCCCCAAAGGCUUUGAAGGAUAAAAUUUUAGUUCGGAAAAACUUUCUCUGGCCUUGAUCCCUGCUUUCUCAAAUCUCUCUUCCCCCGACUGCCACAGAUCGGUAUAGUUUUGGCCUCCCGCCACAUACUGACAUGCUUCUCAAACCCUCUAGCAUACCAGCGGCUACAAAGUUUGUGUUUUUCAGAUAAAGACUAAAUUGAAUAAGAAGCAGGUUCAGAGAGUAAAGGUAAAGGGGUUCAGAUGGGAGAAAGGAAGGUGCUUAACAAGUAUUACCCUCCCGAUUUCGAUCCUUCGAAGAUCCCAAGGAGGCGUCAGCCAAAGAACCAACAAAUCAAGGUGCGUAUGAUGCUUCCCAUGAGCAUCAGAUGCAGCACAUGUGGCAAUUACAUCUAUAAGGGGACAAAGUUCAAUUCACGCAAAGAAGAUGCUGUUGGCGAGACUUAUCUAGGGAUCCAAGUGUUCAGAUUCUACUUCAAAUGCACUAAAUGCUCGGCUGAGAUUACGUUCAAGACUGAUCCACAGAACUCUGAUUAUAUAGUGGAGUCUGGUGCCACUCGAAAUUUUGAGCCGUGGCGUGCCGAAGAUGAGGCCGAGGCGAAGGAGAUGAAGAAAAGGGAAGCAGAGGAGAUGGGUGAUGCUAUGAAAUCUUUAGAGAAUAGGACAUUGGACUCGAAGCGUGAGAUGGAUAUCCUUGCUGCUCUUGAUGAGAUGAAGUCUAUGAAGUCCAGGCAUGCGACUGUGAGUGUUGAUGCAAUGCUAGAAGCACUGCAGCAUGCAUCGGAGGAGAGGGAGAGGAAGAUAGAAGAAGAGGAUGAAGCGAUACUAAAGUCUAUCGUGUUUCAUAACUCAAAGGAUUUUGUGCACCGAAUAGAUGAUAAUGAUGAGGAUGAUGAUAUUGCUGAAGACCCCCACGUCAGCCUAAAAAGAAAGAGAGAAGCUGAGCCUUCAACCAGUGGAACUGAGCGUAAAGCAACAGACUUGUUGACUAUAGAAAGUUAUAGCGACAAGCCUAAAGAAACCAGCAGUGACAUGGGUAAGAACGAGAGAUUUGUUUUCAAGUCAAAAUCUGUGGCAGUUAAAAUUGUGAAGAAGCCUCCUGUGCCAUCACAGCCCGUGGAGGUGAAAAGUAUGGAUAUUACUAAGCAGGAAGGGUCGACAAGCUGUAAGGAAGGAACAAGCAAAAAUAUUAGCAUGUGUGAUGAGCAGGCUGCUGGUCAGGCAGGAGGAACCAGUGGCAGCACUAAACAUGAAGAGUCCACAGGUGUAGCUGCUAAUGCAGCUCUUCAAUCUCUUUGUGAUGCAUAUAGCGGUGAUGAAGAUGAGUAAAUAUCGUUUCAUUUGGAUUGCUAUGUGGAUCAGGGGUAAUAUGUUUGCUCUUUUCUAUCAAGCAUUAUCAACAACGUCAGACCCAUUUUCCAGAAAAUGCUUCCAAGUGAUAGCAUGUGGAUUAGAGAUUUUGCCAUUCCCUGUUGAUGCAAUCUACAGAAGAGUCAUGGAGACAAGAAAGUCAUCUAAUUCGCGAAAAGGCGGCACGCUGGUCUACUUUUAAUUAUAUAGGAUCUUGUGUCUGAUGAACCGUUAUUACUGGUCUCUUUGCUAGAUGCAGUUUCUUGCACCUUUCAUAAUUUCGAUCACUGUUGCAAUAUAAAGGUAUCUCUCGGAGUCAGUGGAGUGCAUUGACGGGUCGUGAACAGCUGUAUCAGAAAUGUUUGAGCAAAUGCUACUCUCUUUCUAUGUCUCUCUCAUA